This is a messenger RNA of Acanthoscelides obtectus, 454 nucleotides long. The record is from the annotation of a GenBank genome assembly. NCBI's taxonomy places the organism in Eukaryota, Metazoa, Arthropoda, Insecta, Coleoptera, Chrysomelidae.
CGAACUUAAAAUUGUUAAUCACAUCAAGAAACUGCAAAAUGCAGGCUUUGCACCCACCAGAACUGAAGUAAAAAUCAUGGCGUUUAAUUUAGCUCAGCGAAUGGGGAUCCCAAAUAAAUUUAAUCAAAAAGAGACACCCAUCCAAAUGCCUCAAACAGAAACAUCGCAGAUGAACAAUUUGUCAGUUAGAUCAGAAUCUCUUCAAUCAGGCCCCUCCGGAAUUCAAAAUCCAAAAGCUUCACCUGCUAGCUCUAACAAGUCAUCAAUUCCUGAUGAAGUUAUAACUACUGGAAAGGCUCUUGAUGAAAUAAUGCCAGUGCCUGUUUCAUCUGCAGCAGUAAAAAGGGACCGCAACAAAAUAUCCGGUGAGAUUACAUCUGAAGAAUUUAUUAAAAAUAAGAAAGAUGCACAAAUAAAGAAGAGCUCAAAACCUGUGAAAAAAAACAAAAAAUAA